GGCAGCGGCGGUGGCGGCGGCGGCGGCGGCGGCUGCGGGAUCCGGGGACCCCGCUCGGGCUGGGGCUAUCGGCCGCGGGGCGGAGACACUGGCGCGGGGGGUAGCUCGGGUCUGGGCUCGGGCACCGCGCAGCUCUCCCCGUCUAAAAGUUGGUUUUAAUUGGUUGCCCACAGGAUUGACUUGGCCUCUGCUACUUGUUAAGAAAAUACAUCUGUUGUUUUUUCAGGUGUGUGUUAUUUCAGCGCAGCAUGGCUGUGGUCAUCCGUUUGCAAGGUCUCCCAAUUGUGGCGGGGACCAUGGACAUUCGCCACUUCUUCUCUGGAUUGACCAUCCCUGAUGGGGGCGUGCAUAUUGUAGGGGGUGAACUGGGUGAGGCUUUCAUCGUUUUUGCCACUGAUGAAGAUGCAAGGCUUGGUAUGAUGCGCACAGGUGGUACUAUUAAAGGGUCAAAAGUAACACUAUUGUUGAGUAGUAAAACUGAAAUGCAAAAUAUGAUCGAACUCAGUCGUAGGCGUUUUGAAACUGCCAAUUUAGAUUUGCCACCAGCAAAUGCUAGCCGAUCAGGACCACCUCCUAGUUCAGGCAUGAGUGGUAGGGUCAAUUUACCUACCACAGUUCCCAGUUUUAAUAAUCCUUCUCCCAGUGUGGUUACUGCAGCCACAUCUGUGCAUGAAAGCAACAAAAACAUCCCUACAUUUUCCACCGCCAACAUAGGAACAGCCCCUCCAAACAUCGGGGCUUCUUUUGGGAGCCCAACAUUUAGUUCAACUCUACCUAGCACAGCAUCCUCCAUGAGCACAGUCCCACCUCCCCCAAUUCCUCCAAUACCAGCAAUGCCCUCCUUGCCACCAAUGCCAUCUAUUCCUCCGAUACCUGUUCCUCCUCCUGUACCUACGCUGCCUCCUGUGCCUCCCGUACCCCCAAUACCUCCUGUUCCUCCAGUGCCACCCAUGAGCCCUAUGCCACCUCUGUCAGGAAUGCCUCCUUUGAAUCCACCACCAGUGGCACCGAUACCUACUGGGAUGAAUGGAUCUGGAGCAGCUCUGAAUCUGAACAGUAACCUGAACCCAAUGUUUCUGGGACCUUUGAAUCCUGUUAAUCCUAUUCAAAUGAACUCUCAAAGUAGUCUGAAGCCACUUCCCAUCAACCCUGAUGAUCUGUAUGUCAGUGUCCAUGGGAUGCCCUUUUCUGCAAUGGAAACUGAUGUCAAAGACUUUUUCCAUGGGCUUCGUGUAGAUGCAGUGCAUUUGUUGAAAGAUCACGUAGGCCGAAAUAAUGGGAAUGGAUUAGUUAAGUUUUUCUCCCCUCAAGAUACAUUUGAAGCACUGAAAAGAAACAGAAUGCUGAUGAUUCAACGCUAUGUUGAAGUCAGCCCAGCCACAGAAAGACAGUGGGUAGCUGCUGGAGGCCAUAUCACUUUCAAGCAGAGCAUGGGACCUUCCGGACAGACACACCCCCCUCCUCAGACACUCGUCAGGUCAAAGUCGCCUAGUGGGCAGAAAAGGUCAAGAUCGAGAUCCCCACAUGAGCCUGGUUUUUGUGUGUAUUUGAAAGGUCUACCGUUUGAAGCAGAAAACAAACAUGUUAUUGAUUUCUUUAAAAAACUAGAUAUUGUGGAAGAUAGUAUUUAUAUUGCAUAUGGACCCAAUGGGAAAGCAACAGGUGAAGGUUUUGUAGAAUUCAGGAGUGAGUCUGAUUACAAGUCAGCUUUAUGUCGUCAUAAGCAAUACAUGGGGAAUCGCUUUAUUCAGGUUCACCCAAUAACUAAAAAGGGAAUGUUAGAAAAGAUAGACAUGAUUCGGAAGAGGCUACAGAACUUCAGUUACGAUCAGAGGGAGAUUAUUUUAAAUACUGAGGGAGAUAGUUCACCAAAAUUAUGUGCACAUAUAUCAAAUAUGCCAUUCAACAUUACCAAGAUGGAUAUUCUACAGUUCCUAGAGGAAAUUCCAGUGGAUGAAAAUGCUGUACAUAUUCUUGUUGAUAACACUGGGCAAGGGCUAGGACAGGCAUUGGUUCAGUUUAAAACUGAAGAUGAUGCACAUAAGGCUGAACGCUUACACCGUAAAAAACUUAAUGGGAGAGAAGCUCUACUGCAUGUAAUUACCCUAGAAGACAUGAGGGAGAUUGAAAAAAAUCCUCCAUCUCAAGUGAAAAAGGGGUUAAAAAUUCCAUUGCCAGGUAAUGCCACAGUGCCAGGAAUGCCAAAUGCCGGAGGUGAUGAGCAUGCUUUCCUGAAUGUAGGCUCAAAAGAAGCAAACAAUGGCCCUCCAUUUAAUUUUCCCAGUAACUUUAGUGGGUCAAAUGCCUUUGGCCCACCACUUCCACCACCAGGAUUAGGAGGGGCCUUUGGAGAUGCCCGACCUGGAAUGCCUUCUGUUGGAAAUAGUGGUUUGCCUGGUUUAGGGAUUGAUGUUCAGGGUUUUGGAAGUGGUCCCAAUAAUUUAAGUGGACCAUCAGCUUUUGGAGGGACCCCUCAGAAUUUUGGAAAUGGACCGGGUACUUUGAGUGGCCCCCCAAGUUUUGGAGGUGGUCCCCCAGGCCUUGGUAAUACUGCUGGGCAUUUGAGUGGCCCACCAAGCUUUGGUCCUGGGCCUGGAGCACUUCAUAUUGGGGGACCUCCUGGAUUUGGAACUGCUUCUGGAAAGCCAGGCCCAACAGUUAUUAAAGUUCAAAAUAUGCCCUUCACUGUCUCUGUUGAUGAAAUUUUAGAUUUCUUUUAUGGCUAUCAAGUGAUCCCAGGCUCAGUGUGUUUAAAAUACAAUGAAAAAGGCAUGCCCACAGGUGAAGCAAUGGUUGCAUUUGAGUCUCGCGAUGAAGCCAUGGCUGCUGUCGUUGAUCUAAAUGACAGACCUAUAGGCUCAAGAAAAGUCAAACUUGUAUUAGGGUAGCUGUUCAUGUAAACUGUUCGUAGGCUAGAUCUUCAUAGUGCUGUGAUUAAUGCAUCAAGAUUGUUUUCCUAGUAUUUCCAGGUUAGAACCUGUGGAUUGUUUAAAUUGCAAAUAGAUUGGUUUCAAUAAGACUGAGAGAGCACUGGUUGACUGUUUACAGAAGAAUUGCUGCAAGGAUAAAUGUUGCUGUAUGUUCCAGUAGAGCUGUAUGGGGAGAACAGAAAAAUAAUUUUGGCUCACCUUUAGAGAAACCUUAUUUGUCAAAACUCAAAUGACCAUAUAAUGCUUAUCAAGGAGUCUAGAUUGGUUUUAUACCAUUUGGGAUGAAGAAAAUAGAAAUGUAUUAAGAUUAAGUCAGCAAAGCUCUUGAUGGGUGCUAUUGCAAGCCAUUGUAAAAUAGAAGUUGGCUAUUAGAUUUUUGGUUCAAAGUUGGACAGAUUUGCUUUGUUAAUAGGGUCAAAGCUUUGUCUAAAGUCCUAAUUUUCUCUUGCAACUGAAUAAAAUCUCUGUGUAUACAGAUUCAUUGUAUGUACCUUUAUUGCUUCUCAAAGGUUCUUGAUGUAUAGACAGUUGUGUGUUUUAGAAGUUGCUGCUUUAUUUGCCUAAUUGACUCCUAUGUAAUGAGCAGAACUGUUUUAUAAAAUCCCAACUGAGUUUUAUGUUGAUAACCUUGAACACAGAUUCCCAUUGUCACAAUUACAAUUGUGUGGAAUAAGACUUUUGCCACAGAAGUGUGUCCCAGCCCCCUAGAGCAAUUUUGGUUUGACCAUAAAGUCUUAGUUUAUAGUCAGUUUAAAAUUUCUUUGAUACGG
Dromiciops gliroides (monito del monte) is the source of this 3700-nucleotide messenger RNA. It is a transcript of the gene RBM12, whose product is annotated as RNA binding motif protein 12. The record is from RefSeq and is a predicted model, not a curated record. Lineage: Eukaryota; Metazoa; Chordata; Mammalia; Microbiotheria; Microbiotheriidae. Gene Ontology annotation, biological process: regulation of RNA splicing. Bases 249 to 2888 code for a protein of 879 amino acids. Gene Ontology annotation, molecular function: RNA binding. The transcript is spliced from 3 exons. Gene Ontology annotation, cellular component: ribonucleoprotein complex; nucleoplasm.